GACUGCACACGUAUCACAAUAUUAUUAGCUUCUAAUGCUAUUGGAACUGAUAAGUUGCAACCACUUGUAAUCGGAUCUAAAACUUUGAAUAAAAAAUUCUGUCUUGAAAAUCACCAAAUUUUACUAUUAAUAGAUGGUGCCGCAUGUCACUUUGAUCCAAAUAAAACAACAGCCAAUAUACUAAGUAAUGCACAAGAUACAUCUGAUGAUGAAGAAUCUACCAAUCAGCAAGAUAGUGCACGGAGUAAUAAGAGAGCAAGAAGUAGUCUGGGAAAAUGUGGCAAAACUUGCAAGAGUAGAAAAACCAGCAUCUUGUCUUCGGUAUCUGCUAAUGAAAUUGAGAAUGAUGUAUAUCAAGAGUCUAUUAAGCAAGAAGAAAAUCAAGUUGAUAACUUAGUUUAUGAUUUUACUAUUCAAAAUAUGGAUUUAUUUGUUGAACAAGAUUUUAAAAAAUUUUUGAAGAUUAAUAAUAGAUAUGUAUCUACGAAUGAGAAGCUUGAUGAUGAGCAAAUUGUGAAAAUUAUUUUGGAACAGAAUGAACAAGAACAAGAUGAUCCUGAUGAUACUGAUAAAGAGUCAGUACAAGUUUCAAUUUUAGAAGGGUUAAAUGGGUUAAAAACUUUUAUUGCAUUUUUUGAACAACAAAUAAAUGUGCUAAUUUUGAUACUAAUGAUUUAA
Racocetra fulgida is the source of this 678-nucleotide messenger RNA. The record is from the annotation of a GenBank genome assembly. NCBI's taxonomy places the organism in Eukaryota, Fungi, Glomeromycota, Glomeromycetes, Diversisporales, Gigasporaceae.